Molecule: messenger RNA, 1742 nt
Organism: Octopus sinensis (East Asian common octopus)
Lineage: Eukaryota; Metazoa; Mollusca; Cephalopoda; Octopoda; Octopodidae
Product: adenylate kinase isoenzyme 5-like
Exons: 13
Coding region: 126-1742 (538 amino acids)
Biological process (GO): nucleobase-containing compound metabolic process
Cellular component (GO): cytoplasm
Molecular function (GO): ATP binding; AMP kinase activity
Source: RefSeq, a predicted model, not a curated record
UAUUUCGUUUUGUUUAUUAUUUUUAAUGAAAUUGAAAAAUUGAAUUCUUUCGACGUAUUCUAAAUGAAUACAUUUAUUUUUGCUUCUGAGCAUUAUCGUUUGAAAAGUAGAUACUAACAGCUAGAAUGGAAGCCUCUGAGUUUAAAGACUAUUUAUCAAAAUAUAAUAUCCAUGAGUUAUUCAAGGGACUAAUGUUUGGGUUAAUAUUAUCCAAACCUUCAUCACCUGUUACCUACCUCAUUGAAAGUCUACAGAAUAUCCGAAACCAGGAUAUACAAUCAAUAACAUGGAAGGACUUUUUUGAUGGCAAACCUCGAGUUUCUCCGAUACCGGAAGAGUUGCCUCGAGAAAUAAAGUCUAAUAUGACAUUUAUGGAAAUCCCAGGUCUGAUGCCAGAAGGGAAUAUUCCAGAUGGAGUUCCUUCUCUUGAAUCCCCUGAAGAAAAUAUUCCUCUCACUAAGAAGCCAGUUGUACUUAUAUUAGGUCCACCGGAAUCGGAGAAGAUAAAGUUUGCACAAGAACUCAGAAAUGGCUACCCGACCUGGGUUAUUGUAUCAAGAUUUACAUACACUAUCCUGAAGUUUGUCACCAUGGAAACACUCAAAGAAACUCCUAUGGAUAGAGGUUUUAUUAAAAAAAACCUUGAUAAAUGUCCAGAAGCUCGAUGUUUUAUUGUGGUAGAUUAUCCAACAACCAUGGAGCAGGUUGCAGCUUUUGAACAUUGCAUACGACCUGACCAGAUUAUGGUUGUGGUUUACAUACAUACUGAAGAAUCAACAAGCAUUGAGAAAUGUCUUACAAAGUUAGAAGCAAAGGUUAAUACGAGUGCAUACAUUCCAGGAUUGGUUGCUCUCCAUGUCCAAACUUACAAAGAACGAAUGAAUCCAGUUAUUGCACAUUACAAGAAAGCCAAGAAAUUCAUUGAAAUUCAUAAAGAUACCAGACAAGAAGAUGUCAUUAUGGAAAUCAGGAACCUUAUAAAGAAUGCUCUCGAUGGAAAACCACAAACAGAAAUUCAGGAGCAGUUACGGAGCAUGUCAGUUUACAGUGACUUGGAGACUCCACCGAGAGAGACAGCAUAUCCUCCGCAGCUCUCCUUUUAUCCACAUUUCCCAAAAUGCCCACUGGUUCUUCUAACAGGUAUUCCAGGCUGUCAAAAAGUGCAGCAUGCUACAACACUGGCAUCGCAGUAUCCUGGCCUGGAUUGCAUUUCUAUUGGUCAGAUGGUAUGCAACAGCAUCAAUGAUCCCGAUGAUCCUGACUGUAGCCAGUGGAAAACUGCUGCAGCCCUGAUUAGAAAUGACGAAGUUAUACAACAGUUUGAUGUGAAUGAGUUAAUCAAUAGUAAAAUUGAAGAUGCUGUGGAACAGAGGCAAUUAAUUUUAGUGCUUGGUUAUCCCAAGAACUUUGCUCAACUUGACCAAUUCAAUAAUAUGAUUGGUUUACCUACAACAAUGAUCUACUUAAGAUGCCCUGAAAAGGAAGCUAUAAGUGUUCUACUGGAGCGAAAUGCGAAGGCUUCAUAUUCAGUGAACAAUCUAUUAGCUGUGACUAAUGAGAUCACUUGUUUUAAGAAACACACCUUACCUGUCAUUAAUUAUUAUGACGAUAUGUCCAGGCUAGUCGUGUUGGAUACUGAGAAUAAAACAUUUGAAAUGGUGAACGAUGAGAUUUAUCGAGAAAUAAAAAGAUACAUUCCUCCAAAACUACACGGUGUUGAAGAUGAAACCUCGCAAAAGUAA